CAUGGAAUGGGUAUGUAGAUCCCCUCCCCCCCUUUUUUUCUUUUUCUGCGUGGCUUUGGUAAUGUUUUCCAGAGGCGUGAAUAUGCAGCUACGUGUGUGGUACAUACGCAAAGAGACCAUUGUAUGUAUCUACGGGGUCAGAAGUACUGUAGAUGCAAGUGUAAAACAUGUUUGCCGUGCGUGUAGUUGUUCAUCGUUGUUGUACGGUUCGUGACGGGUAGGGGGGGAUUGCAUGGCUUAGGAUCGGAUUAGUCUCUUUGCACGCGGAAAUGGAGCACUUGAUAGAUUUUCUUGUAUAUUUCUAGGAAUGGAUGAUGGUGUAUAUGUAGGUUCUUUGUUAUCUUGUCUUCGUAGUUGCACACGUACGUGCACUGUAAAGGGUAUGUGUACACUGCCUGCUCUUUUCUUCUAGCUACAUCUUCUUAUAACAUUAAUAAAUACGCCAUCCAGUAGUCUGCGCGUCUCUGCAGAUACAAGCGCUCCUAUGCUGCUGCUGCUGUUGUUCUUGUGCAAACUGAACCAUGGAUAACCAUCCCACCACCGUACCACGGCUCACCAACCUCCCAUAUCUCCCCCUCCCGACAAUCCCGCAGAUCCAGCCAUCGACCCCACCCCUCCCAGAUCUCAUCGCGUCAGCGAAUCGGGGGAAUGUCGUGCAUUGAAAUAAAGAAGAUUACGUAGGUGUGAACCAACCUCCUCAACAACUUCGUCUAGCUCCCCUCCCAUCUUCCCCUUCCCCAUCACGGAAUAGGAUGGAUACAACUUUAUCGAUAGUUUUAGCUUGGGAAAAACUGCCGAUGUUGCUUGCAGUUCCGGAUGCCUCGUUCCUCCCCCUCCCGUCUUACGGAUAGACGAUGGGUGCACUACGUGUGUUAGCUUGGACGGUGGCGCUCGCGUUUCUUUCCUUGCAGCCUUUUUACACAUGUUACUUGCGCCGAUUGUUGGGGAUUUCGGUCUUGGACUGCGCCACCG
This is a messenger RNA of Periconia digitata, 972 nucleotides long. The record is from the annotation of a GenBank genome assembly. NCBI's taxonomy places the organism in Eukaryota, Fungi, Ascomycota, Dothideomycetes, Pleosporales, Periconiaceae.